Messenger RNA from Triticum dicoccoides, 432 nucleotides. RefSeq names its product cactin-like. The record is from RefSeq and is a predicted model, not a curated record. Bases 1 to 432 code for a protein of 143 amino acids. The transcript is spliced from 3 exons. Lineage: Eukaryota; Viridiplantae; Streptophyta; Magnoliopsida; Poales; Poaceae.
AUGCCUAGGAAGGAGCGCGACGCCGAGGGCAGCCAGAGCUCGUCGCGGCGGUGGCGGCGGCGGUCGCCGUCCGACUCGGACUCCGACUCCGACUCCGGUGGCUCGCCCCGCCGGGGCCAGAGCCGCCGCAAGGCCGCCCCGUCCUCCUCCUCCUCCUCCUCCAGCGGCGCGAGCGAUUCGCAGGCGUCCGGCUCCGGCUCCGACUCCGGGGACCGCCGAAGGAGGCGGAGCGGGAGCGCCAAGCGCGGGGGCGUCACCGAGGAGCAGAUCCUAGAGUACAUGUCCAAGAAGGCGCAGAAGAAGGCCGAGAAGGUGGCCAAGAAGAUGAAGGCCAACGCGGUGUCGGGCUACUCCAACGAUUCCAACCCUUUUGGCGAUCCCAACCUCACAGAGAAUUGUCCUAAUUAUGUACAGUUUGUGGUCCACUUUUAG